AUGUAUAUUAUGGGAUUGGAGGACUUAUUCAGCGAAGGCGUGCAAUUCACUCUCGACCUCGACUUUAGUAGAAGCAAAACCAACUCUACCGUCUCGCUAUUCGAAAGUACCAUCAGAUAUAUUGGGGGGAUUUUGUCCGCCUACGAACUAGACGGAAAAAGUAAUAAAAGACUGAUAGAUAAAGCCCAAGAGCUCGCGGAGAAGCUGGUAUAUGGCUGGGUAGGAGACAACGAUAUACCAUACAACGAACUUAAUUUUACAACCAAUCAGCCUAUCAUCGAAGAGACAGGAUUGGCUGUUGCUGGAACUCUCGUACUUGAAUGGUCCAAGCUCAGUGAUUAUACAGGGAACACUAAAUACCGUACUUUUGCUGAGAAGUCUAUGCGUCGCAUCGGGCUUCUCCCAGCCCCAUUUCCUGGCCUCCCGGCUCAGAUGGUCGACCCCAAAACAAACAACCCCAAUGGCACAUAUAUUACAUGGGGAGCUGGAUCCGACUCCUACUUCGAGUACCUGAUCAAGUACGGAAGAUUAACGAAUAAUGCCGACCCUAUCUGGACAAAGCAAUGGCUCAUUGCGGUUGACUCCUCGAUAACUCAUCUUGCUCAAGAAGCAGUUGAUACCGACGUAAAGGGACUUUUGUAUUUAGGAGAGUGGUACAAUGGAACAUUUAGGCACCUUGGAUCCCACUUGGGAUGCUUUCAUGGUGGAAACUGGAUCAUGGGAGGACGCCUGACUGAUAACGACACUAUUGUCAACUAUGGAUUGAGGCUCACUGAUUCUUGCUGGAAUACGUAUGAAAGGACUGCUACUGGCCUUGGGCCGGAGGUUUUUGGAUUCGUGGGGUCUGACGGGGACCGAGCUGGGAAAGUCAGCCCUAGUCCAGAUGACUUGGCCUUCUAUAAAGAAAAUGGUUUCUACUCCUACAACGAUAAUAUGUGGGCGUACUACGAUCUUCGUCCCGAAGUACUUGAGAGUAACUUCUAUGCUUGGCGCGCAACAGGUGACAUAAAGCCCUUCAACUUAUUUUCCAGUACCAAAAACGUGCAUGCCGCUUUGAUGAGUAUCGAGAAGUACUGCAAGCUCGAUGGUGGUUAUGUUGGUAUUGAUGACGUGCGGCUGGUCAAACAAGAAUCCUAUAUUAAUCAAACAGAAACAUUUUUAUUUGCUGAGGUGCUGAAGUACCUCUAUUUGACAUUCGCCGAUCCCCAGAAAAUCAAUUUGGACGAAUGGGUGGUAAAUACCGAGGCCCAUCCGUUGAUAGCACCCGCGUUACUCAAUACCUAUGCCAUUACCCGUUGGGUGGCACCAGUGGAGCCAUUCAGGUUACGUGCCGUUCGCGCAACAGUGACAAUGGCUAGGUCAGCUUCAUACUUGAACACCCUAGGUUGGAUCGUGGCCAUUAUUCUCCUUGGUACUUCUUGGAGGCUCCGACACCGAGUGCUGAAGGAGGAAUAG
Molecule: messenger RNA, 1455 nt
Organism: Rhizoctonia solani
Lineage: Eukaryota; Fungi; Basidiomycota; Agaricomycetes; Cantharellales; Ceratobasidiaceae
Product: glycoside hydrolase family 47 protein
Exons: 12
Coding region: 1-1455 (484 amino acids)
Biological process (GO): carbohydrate metabolic process; N-glycan processing
Cellular component (GO): Golgi membrane; endoplasmic reticulum
Molecular function (GO): calcium ion binding; mannosyl-oligosaccharide 1,2-alpha-mannosidase activity
Source: RefSeq, a predicted model, not a curated record